Gadus morhua (Atlantic cod) is the source of this 2690-nucleotide messenger RNA. RefSeq names its product adenylate cyclase 8 (brain) (gene adcy8). Gene Ontology annotation, biological process: cAMP biosynthetic process; intracellular signal transduction; adenylate cyclase-activating G protein-coupled receptor signaling pathway. The coding region runs from base 1 to 2016 and encodes 671 amino acids. NCBI's taxonomy places the organism in Eukaryota, Metazoa, Chordata, Actinopteri, Gadiformes, Gadidae. Gene Ontology annotation, molecular function: adenylate cyclase activity. The transcript has 14 exons. The record is from RefSeq and is a predicted model, not a curated record. Gene Ontology annotation, cellular component: plasma membrane.
AUGACAUGUGACACGCCCCCAGAUGCGGGUGGUCCCGGGCUUGAGGGCGACGCCGGCCACUUCAGGAGCCCAGUCGCCCAAACUAAUGCGCUAGCUGGCUACAACCUGGGCGUCUCGUGUGCUACGGGUCCCGAGGGAGGUGUGGAGUGGUCCUACGUGACGUUGGCUGCCCUAACGAGAAACUCAAUUAAUCUGCUUCCCAACCAUCUUGCACAAGCUUUGCAUGUCCACUCUGGUCCUGAGGAAAUUAACAAGAGAAUAGAGAGCGCCAUCGACUUACGGAGUGGCGAUAAGUUGAGGCGCGAGAAUAUCAAGGCUCUGUCGGUGACCUUUAAAGACGCCAGCAUGGAGCAGAAGUACUCCCAGAUGAGAGACGAGGUGUUCAAGUCGAACCUGGUGUGUGCCUUCAUCGUCCUCAUCUUCAUCACCACCAUACAGAGUCUGCUGCCGUCUACCAGGCUGGUCACCAUGGUGAUCCAGUUCUCUGUGCUCAUCCUGCUGCACUGCUGCCUGGUGCUCGUCACCACGGCGGAGGACUACAAGUGUCUGCCGCUGCCCCUCCGCCAGGGCUGCUGCUGGAUCAACGAGACCUACGCCGCCCGCAACGUCAUCGUCUUCCUGUCCAUCCUCAUCAACUUCCUGGCCGCCAUGAUCAACAUCCUCUGGUGUGACUUCGACAAGUCCAGCACCUUUAGAAACCAGACUUACAACGAGUCAAUAUUCAUCCCGGACAUCUGCUUCUACCCCGAGUACUUUGUGUUCACGGGCGUGCUGGCGAUGGUGACGUGCGCGGUGUUCCUGCGGCUGAACUCGGUGCUGAAGCUGGCCGUGCUACUGGUGAUGAUCGCCGUCUACUCCCUCCUGACCGAGGCCUUCUACAGCUCCCUGUUCCUGCGCUACGAUGCGGUGCACCGCAACACAGAAAACUUCCUGGGGACCAAAGAGACGUCUCUUCUGCUGAUGGCCAUGUUCCUGCUGGCGGUCUUCUACCACGGGCAGCAGCUGGAGUACACGGCGCGGCUAGACUUCCUGUGGCGGGUGCAGGCCAAGGAGGAGAUCAACGAGAUGAAGGAACUGCGCGAGCACAACGAGAACAUGCUGCGCAACAUCCUGCCCAGCCACGUCGCACGCCACUUCCUGGAGAAGGACCGCGACAACGAGGAGUUGUACUCGCAGUCGUACGACUCGGUGGGCGUAAUGUUCGCCUCCAUCCCGGGCUUCGCCGACUUCUACUCCCAGACGGAGAUGAACAACCAGGGUGUCGAGUGCCUCCGCCUGCUCAACGAGAUCAUCGCCGACUUCGACGAGCUGCUGGGAGACGAGCGCUUCCAGGACGUCGAGAAGAUCAAGACCAUUGGCAGCACCUACAUGGCCGUCUCCGGGCUGUCCCCCGAGAAGCAGCAAUGUGAAGAUAAGUGGGGUCACUUGUGUGCGUUGGCUGACUUUGCAACCGCCCUGAACGAGAGCAUCCAGGAGAUCAACAAACACUCCUUCAACAACUUUGAGCUGAGAAUCGGCAUCGCCCACGGCUCGGUGGUCGCCGGGGUGAUCGGCGCCAAGAAGCCGCAGUACGACAUCUGGGGCAAGACGGUGAACCUGUCGAGCCGCAUGGAUAGCACGGGCGUCAGCGGCAAGAUCCAGGUUCCCGACGACACCUUCCUCAUCCUCAAGGAGCGCGGCUUCGCCUUCGAGUACCGCGGCGAGGUCUACGUCAAGGGCAUCAGCGAGCAGGAGGGCAAGAUCCGCACGCACUUCCUGUCGGGCCGCGUGCAGCCCAACCCGCUGGUGCUGCAGCCCCGCAAGGUGACGGGCCAGUACUCGCUGGCGGCCGUGGUGCUGGGCCUGGUGCAGUCGCUCAACCGGCAGAAGCAGAAGCAGAUCCUCAACGACAACAACAACUCUGGCAUGAUGAAGGGCCACCACCACUACAACCGCCGCACACUACUGGCGCCAGGAGGAGGAGGUGGGGGCAGCGGGCACCACGCGGAGCCCGGAGACAAGACAGAGCUUUCCUGAAGCAGGAGGAGCGGGAGGAGUUGGGAGGACGAUGUGGAGGUGGGAGGAGCAACACGCUUCACGCUGAGCCUGCUAUUAAAACAGAGCUUUCCUGAGGAGAUGUGGGGGAGGUGAGCCUGGAGGUGGGAGGAGCUAGGAGGUGCACUAUGGUAUGCCUGCCGAAAAGACUGAGCUUUUCUGAUGCAGGCGGUGGCACCAAUAAAUGCUUUCCUUAAAGUAGGAGCACCUUGUGGGAGGUGGUGAGGGGAGAGGUUGGGGGAGAGGAAGGGUGGAGGGGGAGCCAUGAGGAGGAGAAGGAAGGAGGAGCACUGCACCGAGCCCACUGACAAUAAUGAGCUUUCUUUGAGGGAGUGGACCCUGGGUAUGGGAGAUGGGAUGGGAGGGGUGUUAUUGUUCGGGGAGGAGGGGAGGAGAGGAGGAGAGGAGGAGAGGAGGAGGAGGAGAUUCAACCUUCCUCUGCUGAACGAUGUCUUAUAUCCCAACCCCGCACCCCUCUUCCUACUCUGUGUCCACACCCCCUUUUUAUGUCACUAUGGCUAACCGACCAAUCCCAACCCUCCCUGCCCCGGCCCCGCCCCCUCACCCCGAUCGCCCCGUGUCAAUGUUUUUCGUCUUCUUUUGUAUUUCUUUUAUAUCUGAGAACACAAUAAAGGGGUCUAAUUUUUAUAAAACCA